AUGUUGGUCUUGUUGGUAUCAACUGUUUUCACUCUAUUGCUAUCGACUUCUGCCAAAGAAUGUCUAUCGCGAUCAUCUAUUGAACAGCCUCUUCUCGAUGCUCAUGUUCCUGGAGCAGUUGUCAUCGUCGUGAAUAACACCAAUAUUCUCUAUCAAGAAGCAUUUGGUCAUGGAUCUCUUUCACCAGUACGCAUGAUGGAUGUGGAUGCUUCAAUUUUUGUUCUUGCUUCUAUUUCAAAACCGUUCGUCGCCGUUGCUGCCAUGCAAUUAGUUGAAGCAAACAAACUCGAUCUCGAUGCUGAUAUCAAUCAAUAUCUAUCAUCAUCAUCACCAUUAAAUCAUCGUAUCUUUCAUCCGCAAUAUCCUUCUGAUUCGAUCACUGUUCGUCAACUACUCUCUCAUUCGGCAUCGAUCGGUAUUAAUGAAGAAGCAUAUAACACUUUCAUGCAAACUGGUGAUACUGCAUUGAACAUACUAUCAUUGACCGAUGCUUGUUACACUUAUCUCGAUAACCCAUCAAACUGGUUGCCAACACCACCAGGCACUGUGUCACUCUACUCAAACGUUGGUAAUGCUCUGGCUGGAUUAGUAGUCGAACGAGUAACACAAAUGCCUUUUGAAGAAUAUGUUCGAGAGAAGAUAUUGAAACCAUUGAAUAUUGAUACGAAGAAAGCUGGAUAUCGUCUGUCUGAUAUAGAUAAUCCCGAUGAAUUAGUGAAACACUAUGCAUUCAAUGCCACAUUGCUCGAUCAAUGGAAUGGAGAAUGGCCACAACUGAACGUUAAACAGAGCAAUCUAUCUAAUUGGCUUGAUAUUCCAUUUUAUAGUGUAAGUAUUUAUCCAGCAGGUCUCUUGCGAAUGUCGGCGAAAUCUUUAUCUUUAUUUCUUCGAAUGCUCAUGAGAAAUGGAUAUCCAUUGUUGCAUUCUCGUUCGAUUGCCGAAAUGCGACAAACAAUCGACGGUGUUGUUCCAUACCAAAGUGCGAAUUCAACCAGUACUGAGUUGCCGGACCCAAUGCUUAGUUUUGGUCUCGGUUUGAUUUGGGAAGAGCGACGUGAUGGUCGUCGAUUUUUUGGUCAUACUGGAGUAAUGCCGGCUGCAACACAUUCAAUGCUUAUUAAUGAACAGGGUACUAUUGGUGUAAUUGUCCUUACCAAUGAUCUUCCUCGAACAACAACUGCAGGUGUUUAUAAUUCUGGUAUAGCUGAAUUAGAAGAGCUUUAUGAAACGCUUAAUAUCUUGGCAGAUGGAAUCGACACAUUGACUAAUGAUGAAUAA
Messenger RNA from Rotaria sp. Silwood1, 1278 nucleotides. NCBI's taxonomy places the organism in Eukaryota, Metazoa, Rotifera, Eurotatoria, Philodinida, Philodinidae. The record is from the annotation of a GenBank genome assembly.